CUGACCUGGUUGUGGUUGUUGUCUUGGUCCUGACCUGGUUGUGGUUGUUGUCUUGGUCCUGACCUGGUUGUGAUUUUGACCUGCAGUUCUGCGGGACAUGAAGAGGGACAGAGACCUGGAGCAGAUCCUUAACCAGUACACCACGUUCGUCAAGCCAGCCUUCGAGGAGUUCUGUUUACCUACCAAGAAAUAUGCAGAUGUGAUUAUUCCUAGAGGAGUUGACAACAUGGUGGCCAUCAACCUCAUCGUGCAGCACAUCCAGGACAUCCUGAAUGGGGACCUCUGUAAGUGGCAGCAUGGAGGAGUGGUGAACGGGCACAGCCGUGGCUUCAAGCGGGCCUUCUCGGAGCAGGGGGACCUGGACAACGCCACCUCCAACCUUCCCCUAGGGAAGAGGGUCCUACCGGAGCCGAGCAGUCGCCCCCACUGAGGCAGCCAUCUCUGUGCGUGUUUACUCUGACUGACAGUCUACUUCUAUAUACACUUUCCUAAUAUUGAGUUGCACCCCCUUUUGCUCUCAGAACAGCCUCAAUUCAUUGGAGCAUGGACUCUACA
Messenger RNA from Salvelinus sp. IW2-2015, 555 nucleotides. RefSeq names its product uridine-cytidine kinase 1-like. The record is from RefSeq and is a predicted model, not a curated record. Gene Ontology annotation, molecular function: ATP binding; kinase activity. Lineage: Eukaryota; Metazoa; Chordata; Actinopteri; Salmoniformes; Salmonidae.